GUGAGAGAUUUAUUGGAAGAAAAGCCGACAGCUGGAAAGAAGCCACGACUGAGAACGAGGGAACAGCGACAAGUGAACCAGCCCGAGGACUGAGAGUACCAACUGAAGAGAAAAAGAGUUUUCAUUGAUUCAGUCAGGAGAAAGUCUGAACCUCACCAGCAGGUGGAGCUGUCCUGCAGAGCGACCAAAGUGUGAACAAGACGACGACAAUCAACAAUCGCCAGUCAGACUCAGAAUGGACAAAGGUGCGAAAUGGAAACAAGCAGGGAAAAGACUGAAGAGGAUUUUAACAGGCAGAUCAUCGAGGGAAGAUGAUCUGGACACGGGAAGCAAGGUACCAAAGCAGAGUCAGAUUGAGAGCGGUGUCCCAAUGGAAUGCGGUACGGCCGCAGAGGAGGAGGAGCAAAUUCAGCCCAGAGACAGUGACGUCAGAGACACAGAUCCGGACCCUGGAACCGGCAAAAGUGAGGCGACUGCCUGUCAGCUCGGAAGCUCAUUGAACACAGAACUGUCAAGUCCCCAAGAAGGAGCAGAGCCAGAGUUUACAAUCUCCGACCUCCUGGCAGAGGGGGAGGAAUAUCGACUGUACCAACUGACAAAGUUCUACAGGGACAGACUCAAACAAGCAAUUGAAGAAAAGGUUGAGAGACUCGGUUUGAUGUUGACAAAGGAGGGACAUUUCAGUAGAGAAGAAAAUGAGAAAGUCACUGAGCUGACAGAGAAGGGAAACCGGGCAGAGAGUUCCAGACUCUUCUUCAGUCUGGUGAAUGGCAAAGGCUCCCGGGCCCGGAGGGCGAUGUGGGAAUCCUUUCUGAUGUGGAGGACUGAGUUACCGAAGUUGGACAGAAUACUGAGGGAAAUACAGGAACUCGGUCCUGAUCCACAAGAAUACUUCAACAUCGGCCAAGGUUUAUCUGAAUUACCCACUCAGCUGAUAGAUGUUCAACAGAAACACAAGGAGACCCUGCGGGCACAAACUGAAACAUUGAGAGUGAACACGAUCCUGAUGACGGAGAAGGUGAAGGUUUUCCAGCUGGCUGAUCGAUACGCUGAGCUCACGGUCAUUUCUACUGUUCGAGAUCGGACACUGGUGGAACAUGAGCUGCUGGCAAGAGGCAGAGACCAUGAGCAUUAUAGAGAGAAACAACUCCGCAGACAGCUGGAAAAAAUCCGUACUGAUCAGUUAUUCCAGAGCAGCUUUUCCCGGAGUAAAUCCAAAUCUGGGAGUUCAGCAGCAGUGGCCGGAGUCCCGGGGAUCGGGAAAACAACGAUGGUACAAAAGAUUGUUUAUGACUGGGCCAUGGGGAAAAUAUACCAACAGUUCCAGUUUGUCUUCAGUUUCAAAUUCCGAGAUUUAAACAGUAUUGACUGUCGAAUAAACCUGAAGGAACUGAUUCUGGAUCAGUAUCCUUACUUUGGGAAUAUCCUGAGAGAAGUCUGGAAGAACCCAGAGGGAUUGCUGUUUAUAUUCGAUGGUUUAGAUGAAUUCAAACACAAAAUCGAUUUUGCGGACAGUCGGAGAGAUACAGAACAAAAGCACCAGUGCCCAGAUCCCGAGUGGUGGUGUGAAGUGUCGGACAUUGUGUACAGUUUAAUCCAGGGCAAGCUGCUCCCAGGGUGUUCAGUGCUGGUGACCACCCGCCCCACUGCGUUACAUUUAUUGGAAAAGGCGGAUAUCAGUGUCCGGGCUGAAAUCCUGGGAUUUGUUGGUGAGGAACGGAAGGAAUAUUUCAUCAGACAUUUUGAAGAUCAGACGGUGGCCGAAGCUGUUUUCAAACACGUGAAGGAGAAUGAGAUCCUGUACACCAUGAGCUACAACCCCUCCUACUGCUGGAUCCUCGCUCUGGCACUGGGCCCCUUCUUCACACAAAGAGUCAGGGACCCACAGCGAGUUCCCAAGACUAUCACCCAACUGUACUCCUACUAUAUUUACAACAUCCUGAAAAACCACGGCCGUGAGAUUGAGAGACCCCGUGAUGUGUUACUCAGGGUUGGUCAGAUGGCCUUCAGAGGAGUGUCCGAGAAGAAGAUUGUGUUUACAGAUGGAGAUUUGAUCAAGUACAAUCUUCAGCCUUCCCAGUUCCUGUCCGGGUUCCUGAUGGAGCUUUUGGAGAGAGAGGAUUCUGCCCAGAGCGUGGUGUACACAUUCCCACACCUCACCAUCCAAGAGUUUGUAGCUGCAGUGACACAAUUCCUGAUCCCAGAUGGCAGAGAUAUUAAGAAACUCCUCACUGAAACCCACAACACGACAGAUGGGCGAUUUGAGGUAUUUCUCCGUUUUGUUGCUGGUCUCUCCUCUCCAAUGACAGCUCGGGGCCUGGUGGAGAUUCUGGGUCCAUUUCCUCAUGAAACAACCUGCCGGGUGAUUGACUGGGUGAAGGAGGAGGUUAAACGUCAGAGUGGAAACACAGAGAGUGAAGCUGGUAAAAGGAGCCUCCUGAACACAUUGCACUACCUGUUUGAGUCUCAGAAUCGUGGACUGGCUCAGGACGCACUGGGAUCUGUGGAAACACUUUCAUUCAGUAGAUUGACACUGACCCCGAUUGACUGCGCGGUCCUGUCUCAUGCCAUCGGAUUCUGUGAUACAAUAAAACACCUCGACCUGGAGAACUGCCACAUUCAGUGUGAAGGAAUCCAGCGGCUGGGACCCGGGCUGCACAAGUGCCAGGUGUUGAGGUAACUUGAUUUAUCUCUCACUCGGAACUGUGAAACUGUUCUAUUGUGUCAUUUCAAUGUAAAUGGAUUUCGGAUAAACUGUGAUAAAUCAGAUUGUGAAGAAUUGUGACAAAUGCCCAGGGGAUCGGUCAGUAAUUCCCCAAGGACAGGAGGGUUCUGUGGCUCCUUGUGAAGGGAUGUUGGAGACUUCAUCAGAUCAGUGAACAACGGCCAUUGGUUUAAUGGUAGUAAAUCACAGGAAUGGCCGUGUUUCCUGCUGCCUGUGACACGUCCAUUGACAAUGUUCCUUCUCACUGUUACUGACACCCAGACCGACACUGACUGCAGCAGAUGGGUCAAAGAUUCACACCCCCUUCCCGGUGAGGGACAAGAGGCCGUCUGCAGACUGUCCCAGUGAGAAGGAAAGAAAUACCAUUGUGAGAUUGCCCUCCCCUGCCCUUUCCUGUUUGUGACUUUGCUCACUACCAGAUACACAGAGAGCGAGGCCGCAUCUCCUCUGGGUCUCUGUUCAGACACAACACACGCGUACAAAAAUUCCCCUUCCUCCUUUCGGAUCUCUCUUCCAAUCCCCCUUCCUCCUGUGGGAUCUCUCUGCCUCAUCCCCCUUCCUCCUCUCAGAUCUCUUUUCCCCAUCCCCCAUCCUCCUAUGGGUUCUCUCUUCCCCAUCCCCCUUCCACCUCUAGGUUCUCUCUUCCCCAUCCCCUUCCCUCCAGUGGUAUCCCUUCCCAUUCCCAUUUCAUCCUGUGGGAUCUAUCUUCCACAUCCCCCUUCCUC
This is a messenger RNA of Hypanus sabinus (Atlantic stingray), 3450 nucleotides long. Its product is annotated as NACHT, LRR and PYD domains-containing protein 3-like. The record is from RefSeq and is a predicted model, not a curated record. The transcript is spliced from 7 exons. Gene Ontology annotation, cellular component: cytoplasm. Bases 236 to 2680 code for a protein of 814 amino acids. Lineage: Eukaryota; Metazoa; Chordata; Chondrichthyes; Myliobatiformes; Dasyatidae.